CGUCCAGUUGGUGGAAUUCCCCACGUGGUUUUCACUCCGGUAUAAAAACUUUGGGUGCGCGAGCCCCUGUUGUCCUGAUUGCAUAGGGUCUCGCAGUGCGGAGAGGAGAGGCAGAGGCAGCAGCAGCAGCGCGAGUGGUCCACGUACAGCAUCUUGUUAAAAGACGCACAGUGCUGGCCAUUCAAACGCACCGGAGUUACACAGCGAGUGCUGGGAGUUCAGUCCGUGUGGGUUUUGAAUGGGAGAGAGCGCAAGGAGUUUGGAACCGCGUUUGGGUCAGUUUUACGCGUCUUUUCCUCAACUUUUUUCCUUGUUUGACUUGGACUGAAGCUGAUAUGACACAAACGCGCCCACGAUACAAGAUGAACUUUUAUUUGGAGUUUUUCUGGAGUAACUAGCGUGAGGAGUAUUGGAUUUCUUGACGCACUCCUGGGACAGUUUGGGACAUUUAAAGACAAAAAAAAAAGUGAUUCUUAGUGGAUUGUUUUGGAGACGUUUGCUUACGUUGAUAAUACGUGCUUUUGAACUGUAAGAGACAAUGAGCGUGUCCACCGUGGCGUUGUGCUGUUUGGUGGCGUUGUGCGUCGUGGUGACCGUACUCGGAGCACAGAGCCCCACAGCCUCCUCAUCUUCUUCCUCCUCGUCUUCAUCGCCCUCUUCACCCCAAGAAUCGUGCGCGUCUUGCGGCCUGAGAGCGCCGGACCAGUCGGAGCGAGUAAACGUGGACUUUGUGGAGGCAGUGAAGAGGCACAUUCUGAACCGGCUCCAGAUGAGGGAGAGACCCAACAUUACGCACCCCAUCCCCAAGGCAGCCAUGGUGACGGCGCUACGGAGGCUGCACGCGGGGAAAGUGCGCGAGGACGGACGGGUGGAGAUCCCGAGUUUUGACGGACACGCUGCCUUCAACAACGAGGUGCAGGCGGAGACCUCGGAGAUUAUCAGUUUCGCCGAAUCAGAUGAACAUACAUCAUCUAAGUCUGGCCUUUACUUCCUCAUCUCUAACGAGGGGAACCAGAACCUGUUUGUGGCCCAGGCCAACCUGUGGUUGUACUUCCGGGUGCUGCCCGGUGGACCAGAGAAGGGCCUGCGCCGGAAGGUGACAGUGAAGAUCCACUACCAGGAGGCGGGGCCAGUGAGCGGUGGAGCAGAGGGGGGUCCAGGAGAAGGUGGAGGAGGGGGCUCUGGGCGCUGGUCUCUGGUGGAGAAGCGUGUGGACUUGAAGCGCAGCGGCUGGCACACCUUCCCUCUGUCCGAUGCGGUGAGAGCUGUGUUUGGCAAAGGCAGUCGGAGGCAGGACCUGGAGGUGCACUGUGACGGCUGUGAUACGGCUGGAGUGGUUCCCAUCCUGGUGGACCCCAGUGACCCCUCUCAUCGACCCUUCCUGGUGGUGCGGGCCAAGCAGGUGGACGGGAAGCACCGCAUCCGAAAAAGAGGACUGGAGUGUGAUGGGACGAGCGGGGGGCUGUGCUGUCGGCAGCAGUUUUACAUAGACUUCCGCCUCAUUGGGUGGAACGACUGGAUCAUUGCACCUGCUGGCUACUAUGGCAACUACUGCGAGGGGAACUGCCCGGCGUACAUGGCCGGAGUGCCGGGCUCUGUCUCGUCCUUCCACACUGCUGUAGUAAACCAGUAUCGAAUGAGAGGCAUGAGCCCCGGCUCUUUUAGCUCCUGCUGCAUCCCCACCAAACUCAGUACUAUGUCCAUGCUCUACUUUGACGAUGAGCUCAACAUCGUCAAGAGGGAUGUGCCCAACAUGAUUGUAGAGGAAUGUGGCUGUGCCUGAGCCACAGGCCUUGGGUCAUUGGUGAACUUGGAAACAGUCAGAAAGGCCUUUUGUACAAACAAGACGUUAUUGUACGGUACACAUAUCUAUAUAUCUAUACCUGUAUGUGCAGGCCACACUGGUACAGCCUCAAAGGUAUCAGUGCUGCUGUGCCUCUGCACACACAGCGAGUGUGCUUAUUUAUCAGACUGUCACAUGCUCGCUGUCAGCUUCGUCUGUCGGGCUACAACUGGUCAGUGAUUGGACGAGAAGGGAAUGACUAUCACCAAAUGAUGCUUUGCUCUAGUUUGCCAUUUCUAGUCAAAAAAUAAUGGCCCAUCAUCUCCUGACUGAAGCGCUUAAAGAAAGUGACAGGAUCAACCGACUAUCAAAAUGCUCCCACACAACUCUAGUCCUUGAACUAAGCACAUGACUUUCAAAUUUUUAUGAAGCACUGACAAUUCAUCAGCUUAUACAAUUCAGAACACCAGCACUUCCCUACUGUACAGACAGACUGUCCUCUCUGGUAGAUUUGGAGCGGCGGCGCUUAAUGCCUUGCAGGAUUAUACCCACCGCAGUGCAAGUGGCAGAGUGUCCUCCACAUUGUCGUCUUCUUUCUCACUGUUGACUAUGGGCCUCAACCUUUAAGUUCCUGCCUGUUUGGAGCGCUGCAGGCCCUGUUACCAUGACAAACAGGUGAAGAUGGUCUCAUAAGUGCACUUCACUUGUGCACUGGGAACUCCAGAGAGUGGACUGCUGCCUCCCCUGCCUGAGGGCUGCUCCCUGGUCAGGGGGAGAUACGGCCCAGUGGGUCGCCAUGGUGCAGUGCAGCACUUGCAGAAACUGAAAUGCACACCCUGAAUAGCACUUGUAUAAAGAAUUGCCUUCUAAGGGGUACUGAGUGUCCUGUCCUAUCACUAAAUAAGUGCCACAUGAGCUAUGCAAUGUAUAGUAACUAUUCCAUACUCCACUGCUCGUUUAGACUGAAUCUCACCCCUCUUCUCUUUACUCUUCCUCUCUACAGUCCUCCACCUUUUAUCAAUACUUGAAAUGUAAUCUUUCGCUUACUUUCCAAAGCGAAUGAUUGUUGUGAUGUUUGCACUGAAAAGUUGCGGGAUUAGCGAAACAAAACUGCCAUUGAAAAAAAUAAUAUUUUUAUAGAAGUAAAUUGAAUUUUGUUUCAAAUGUAUUUACCUAAUUAAUGGAACCAAAGAGGCCAUGAAUUUAGCUAUUGUACCAAGAUGGCAAGGCCACAGUCAUUGUGUACAAUACUGUUUUUGAUCAUUUGCAAAAGGCCUACCACUGUAUCAGGGUACGAGAUAUGAUUUCAUUUCUUAGCUCUAUUUUCAUUCUGUUUUGUACAAUACAUGAACACUUCGUUUUUCAUCUUAAAUCUAUUUUUGUUUUCUAUUUAAUAAGAGUUAUUUUUAGUUUCUGUCUAAGAAUCAUUUAGUCAAAUAAAUGUCAUUCUGUACAGUUUAUGUAAAAUAAAAUGUUUUCUUAAAUAACUUAA
Molecule: messenger RNA, 3275 nt
Organism: Periophthalmus magnuspinnatus
Lineage: Eukaryota; Metazoa; Chordata; Actinopteri; Gobiiformes; Gobiidae
Gene: inhbb
Product: inhibin subunit beta B
Exons: 2
Coding region: 539-1783 (414 amino acids)
Biological process (GO): BMP signaling pathway; SMAD protein signal transduction
Cellular component (GO): extracellular region
Molecular function (GO): growth factor activity; cytokine activity
Source: RefSeq, a predicted model, not a curated record